UUUCUCUUUUACUUCAUUCCUUCUCUUAAAACCCUAAGCACACUUUCUUCUCCAAACGGCUGCCUCAGCUCUGCUCUGACACUCCUGCGAUUCCCACCGGAAAAAUGGCACCAAAGAAGGAAAAGGCUCCUCCUCCGUCCUCGAAGCCAGCCAAAUAUGGGGGAGGGAAGCAGAAGAAGAAGAAAUGGAGCAAGGGAAAACAAAAGGAGAAGGUGAACAACAUGAUUUUGUUUGACAAGGCAACCUAUGACAGACUUCUUACAGAAGUUCCGAAGUACAAGCUUAUCACCCCGUCCGUCUUGUCGGACAGAUUGAGGGUUAGUGGAUCAUUGGCCCGCCGCGCAAUUAAGGAUCUGAUGUCAAGAGGUUCAAUUAGGCUGGUAUCUGCUCAUGCAAGCCAGCUGAUCUAUACCAGAGCCACCAAUACUUGAAGAUUAAGAGUUUUUGUUUCUUUCGUUGAGGGAGAGCUAAUUACCAUUCUUCCAAGAUAGUGGAACUAGGUCCUUUAUUAUAUUGUGCUAGCUAUAUUUUGCUUCUUUUGUACCCCUAUGGUCACGGUUUUUCUUUAUGAUUAAAAUCUUUAUUGGACCGUUAUUCAGAUUAAUUUUUUUAAAAACAAUUUUUGAAGGGUUUGCUCUACCACAUAGGUGGUGGUCUGGUAAUCUUUGAUGAUUUGAAUAUCAAUUCCAAUUUUGUGUCA
Messenger RNA from Corylus avellana, 700 nucleotides. RefSeq names its product small ribosomal subunit protein eS25. NCBI's taxonomy places the organism in Eukaryota, Viridiplantae, Streptophyta, Magnoliopsida, Fagales, Betulaceae. The record is from RefSeq and is a predicted model, not a curated record.